CUAGGCCAAGCAGACAAGGUCAGCUCAUAUCUGCUGUGCCGUUUUCACGCUUCCUACUCCUCCUCCGGCAACUUAUCUCUCUAUCUAUCUAUCUAUCUGCCAUUCUCAACUCUCUCUUUCACGGUUUCUCUAUCGAAAAUCUCUCAUACAUGCGAUUCACUUCACUAUAAUCUCUAUAACUAUUGGUGAUUGUGUAAGAUCCUCAACUGACUUGCUCCCUAGGAUCCUUCCUGCUUCAAUCCAAUCCACAAUCUUGAUCUAUUUUCAUUAACCCCUUCCUUUUGCUUCAUUCAAACACAAUAAUGCCCGGGGAAUCCUCCUCCUCCGAACAACUGGAACAAGAUGAUUCCGAAGUCGAAUUCGUCGAGAUUGAUCCUUCUGGUCGUUAUGGUCGGUACAAGGAGGUUCUAGGAAAGGGUGCAUUUAAGAAAGUGUAUAGAGGGUUUGAUGAAUGUGAAGGAAUUGAAGUAGCUUGGAAUCAAGUUAAGGUUGCAGAUCUAUUGAAGAACGCUGUAGACAUGGAGCGAUUGUAUUCUGAAGUUCAUUUACUUAAGACUCUUAAGCAUAAGAAUAUAAUGAAGUUCUAUAACUCAUGGGUAGACACCAAGAAUCAGACUAUCAACUUCAUCACCGAGAUAUUCACUUCCGGGACAUUGAGACAAUAUCGAACGAAGCAUAAACAGGUAGAUUUGAGAGCAUUGAAGAAAUGGUCCCGUCAAAUAUUAGAAGGCCUUUCCUACCUUCAUAGUCAUGAUCCACCCAUCAUUCAUCGUGACCUUAAGUGUGACAAUAUUUUUGUCAAUGGAAAUCAAGGUGAGGUGAAAAUUGGAGACUUGGGACUCGCUGCUAUACUUCUUCAUGCACGUUCAGCUCACAGUGUAAUUGGUACUCCCGAAUUCAUGGCACCAGAACUUUACGAGGAGGAAUAUAAUGAGCUUGUAGAUGUCUAUGCAUUUGGGAUGUGCUUGCUUGAACUGAUUACGUUUGAGUAUCCAUAUGCUGAAUGUAAUAAUGCUGCUCAAAUCUACAAGAAAGUGACAUCUGGUAUCAAGCCUGCAUCACUAGCAAAAAUAAAGGAUCUUGGAGUGAGAUCAUUUAUUGAGAAGUGUAUUGCAAAAGUCUCAGACCGUUUGCCUGCAAAAGAACUUUUGAUGGAUCAUUUUCUGCAGUCUGAUGAAGAUAAUGAAAAUGCCACUAAUUCAUUACCAUCUAAUCCUCCUAGUGGAACUGAUGAAAAGGAUUCCAAUCAGGAAGUAAGUCGAGACUUCAUGGUGCAGGGGCAAAGGAGGGAUAUAAACACAAUUUUUCUGAAGCUGAGGAUCGCAGAUUCCACAGGUAAUUUUCGGAACAUUCAUUUCCCUUUCGACAUUGAAGUCGACACAGCGACAGCUGUCGCCAGCGAGAUGGUUGAGGAGCUGGACCUCACCGAUCAAGAUGUAACAACUAUAGCAGAAAUGAUCGACACAGAAGUUCGUUCUCACAUACCUGAUUGGGAGCCCAUCGAACUUUCCAUAGAACAUAAUAGGGACGCAACAAUUUCCGAGAGCUUGUCCCUAGAAUCUAAAAGUGAUUCUUCUCCCAGCAGUUUGGUACUUGAACGGUUACCCUCUGGUAGAAAAUACUGGUCACUGUCACCCAAAUUAGCCAAUGAGAAUUCUCCAGAUCAAUUAGGAUUUUCAAAAUUAUCUAUUGAAGAAUCUUCUUCUCUUAAGGAAGAAGAAUCAGUUGCUGAAGAGGAUGAUGAUGAUAAUAAAAAGGCAAAAAUAGUUGCAGAGAAACUCGAUAAUCUGUUUGUUGAGCAGCAAAAGGAAUUGGAUGAGCUGAGACAGAGGCAUGAAUUGGCAAUUGAAAAUCUCAUCAAGGAACUAACUCCAGAGUUGCGUGAGAAGGCCUUUAGUUAUUGUAUGAGGAAUCCCCCUGAGAAAAGAUUUAAUCUAAUGUCCUAAAGCCAAUGUUUUCUAGGAAGUAGAGAAAAGAAUAGUAAUUAGCCAUAUCAUAUGGUAAAUUUCAUGGUUGUGCAGUUGUUAUGUCUUGAAGGUUGGUCGGCAUUUUCUGGUACGAGUUAGACCCGUUAACUGCAGGUGAAUAUUUUUCUUCCUUUUUUUUGUGCUGUAAACUUUAUAUGAUGUGUAGCUAGAUUUGCUGCAAAUUGUGAAAACUAUAUGAGAUUGUAUACAUACCUGUACAUUUGGUUCAUGGUUUUUGUGAACUGAUAGAUUGAUUGAUAUAGCAGGGGAAAAGGGAUAGUUCAUA
Messenger RNA from Impatiens glandulifera, 2253 nucleotides. Its product is annotated as probable serine/threonine-protein kinase WNK3. The record is from RefSeq and is a predicted model, not a curated record. NCBI's taxonomy places the organism in Eukaryota, Viridiplantae, Streptophyta, Magnoliopsida, Ericales, Balsaminaceae. Gene Ontology annotation, molecular function: protein serine/threonine kinase activity; ATP binding. Bases 303 to 1946 code for a protein of 547 amino acids. Gene Ontology annotation, biological process: protein phosphorylation; intracellular signal transduction. The transcript is spliced from 8 exons. Gene Ontology annotation, cellular component: cytoplasm.